AUGGUUGGCUUCCAGUUUCCCACCUAUUUCAAUUCGGAUUCGCAACACCCGCUCCUCCCUUACAGACUUCUCAUCCAAAAUAGCGACAUGGAGAGUCUUCGACUUUGGAUUCUCCUGUCCCUGAUUGUUGCUUCACUUUUCACAAGGUCUAUAUAUCGUCUCUACUUCCACCCUCUCAGCAAGUUCCCUGGUCCCAAACUUACCGCAGCCACUCAUCUCCAUGAGUUCUAUCACGACGUGGUGCGCAAUGGGAUGUUCCUCUGGGAGAUCCAGAAAAUGCAUGAAAAAUAUGGCCCAAUUGUCCGGAUCAACCCCCGUGAAAUUCAUAUUAAAGACCCGUAUUAUCAUGAGCAGAUUUAUCCUUCGGGUGGCAGAAAAAGAGAGAAGGAUCCAAACUUUGUCCCUUUAUUUGCAGCGCCCCUGUCAAUAAUUUCUACAAUUGACCACGAGCAUCAUCACUUCCGAAGGGGCAUUCUGAGCGGGUUUUUCUCAAAGAAAUCUGUGGUCAGCAUGACUCCACUCAUACAAGAGAAACUGUCAAUUUUGAUGGAGCGUUUUGAGCAGGCCUACCAAGAUUCUGCUGUUGUAGAUCUGACUGCAGCAUUCUGUGCACUGACAGGCGAUAUUGUGACUCACUACACAUAUGGCCAAAGCUCAGACUCUCUGCGCGACAAGGACUUCAAGAAUAACAUCCGUGGUGGCAUCUUGGAAUUAGAAAGUGCCAAUCAUCUCAACAGAUUUGUUCCCUCUCUCAUUCCCUUUAUUCAACUCAUGCCCUCGUGGCUUGUGGCCCGUUUCAAGCCUGCUACUGCUGCCAUACUGGGUGAAGUCACAGAACACUCACAGAAUGCGCUUGAGGAAUCCAGUCAGGAAGACUGUAUCAAUGGAAAACAGACUUUGGAGGGCAUGAUAUUACUAAGUGGUGGGACGGAAUCGCCGGCUAAUGCCUUGUCAGUUGCAGCAUUCCAUCUAUCUAAUGAUAAGUCUAUCGCCACAAAACUCCGGACAGAGCUGAACCCGGUGAUGGGCAUGGAAGCACAUCUUGUACCCUUGGCAAAGCUUGAACAAUUACCAUAUCUGACUGGAGUAGUCAAUGAAGCGCUCCGGCUAUCCUUUGGCCUAAUCUCUCGACCACCGCGGGUUGCACCAGACGAGUCUCUAGUGUACCAGAAAUAUGCCAUCCCACCUGGAACUCCGGUUAGCACAUCAAGUUAUUUCAUGAACAUGGAUCCUACUAUUUUCACCGACCCGGAGCUUUUCAGCCCAGAACGCUGGGUCUUGGCCUCUGAGCGCGGCGAGAACCUUACUCGGUUUAUGUCAGCGUUUGGCAAAGGGAGCAGGGCGUGCAUUGGCCUGAAUUCGGGCUAUGCGGAGCUGUACUUCACCAUAGCUGCUAUGACCCAUCACUUUGAAUUUGAUUUGUACGAAACUACUCAAGAAGACAUUCGUCCUUUCCGUGACAGGGGACUUCCUUUUUCCAAAAACGGCCAUUGGAGAGUAAAAGCGAAAGUGAGCAGAUUGAUCAAGUAA
This is a messenger RNA of Penicillium egyptiacum, 1530 nucleotides long. Lineage: Eukaryota; Fungi; Ascomycota; Eurotiomycetes; Eurotiales; Aspergillaceae. The record is from the annotation of a GenBank genome assembly.